Molecule: messenger RNA, 5648 nt
Organism: Phacochoerus africanus (Common warthog)
Lineage: Eukaryota; Metazoa; Chordata; Mammalia; Artiodactyla; Suidae
Gene: ALDH8A1
Product: aldehyde dehydrogenase 8 family member A1
Exons: 7
Coding region: 1-1464 (487 amino acids)
Biological process (GO): retinoic acid metabolic process
Molecular function (GO): retinal dehydrogenase (NAD+) activity
Source: RefSeq, a predicted model, not a curated record
AUGGCUGGAACGCGGGCACCCUGGAUGCUGGAAAACUUCAUAGAUGGGAAAUUUUUACCUUGUAACUCCUAUCUGGAUUCCUAUGACCCCUCCACAGGGGACGUGUACUGCAGGGUACCAAACAGUGGGAAAGAGGAGAUCAAAGCCGCGGUGGAGGCCGCCAGGGCCGCUUUUCCGGGGUGGUCCUCCCGGAGCCCCCAGGAGCGCUCGCAGGUGCUGCACCGGCUGGCGGACUUGCUGGAAGAGUCCCUGGAGGAGCUGGCCCAGGCUGAAUCGAAGGACCAAGGGAAAACCAUAACACUGGCAAGAACCAUGGACAUUCCCCGGUCUGUGCAGAACUUCCGGUUCUUUGCCUCCUCCAUCCUGCAUCACACGUCGGAAUGCACGCAGAUGGACCACCUGGGCUGUCUGCACUACACUGUGCGGACCCCCGUGGGUAUCGCGGGUCUGAUCAGUCCCUGGAAUCUGCCACUUUACUUGCUCACCUGGAAGAUCGCUCCCGCGAUCGCUGCUGGCAACACUGUGAUAGCCAAGCCCAGCGAGCUGACUUCCGUGACUGCGUGGAUGAUGUGCAAACUCCUGGAGAAAGCAGGGGUUCCACCAGGCGUGGUAAAUAUUGUGUUUGGAACGGGGCCCAGGGCAGGCGAGGCCCUGGUGUCCCAUCCAGAGGUGCCCCUCAUCUCCUUCACCGGGAGCCAGCCCACGGCCGAGCGGAUCACACAGCUGAGUGCUCCCCACUGCAAGAAGCUCUCGCUGGAGCUGGGGGGCAAGAAUCCUGCCAUCAUCUUUGAGGACGCCAACCUCGAGGAGUGUGUUCCCACAACGGUCAGGUCCAGCUUUGCCAACCAGGGUGAAAUAUGCCUCUGCACCAGCAGGAUCUUUGUCCAGAGGAGUAUCUACAGUGAAUUUCUAAAGAGGUUUGUAGACGCUACCAGAAUGUGGAAAGUGGGCAUUCCCUCUGACCCAUCGGCCAGCAUGGGAGCUCUGAUCAGUAAAGCUCAUUUGGAGAAAGUCAGAAGUUACAUCAAGAAAGCUCGCCUGGAAGGGGCCCAAAUUCUGUGCGGUGAGGGAGUGGAUAAGUUGAACCUCCCUCCCAGGAAUCAAGGAGGGUACUUCAUGCUUCCCACGGUGAUAACGGACAUUAAGGAUGAGUCCUGCUGCAUGAAGGAAGAGAUAUUUGGUCCAGUGACGUGUGUGGUCCCCUUUGAUAGUGAAGAGGAAGUGAUUCAAAGAGCCAACAGUGUGAAAUACGGGCUGGCUGCGACCGUGUGGUCAGGCAAUGUGGGGCGCGUCCACCGGGUGGCGAAGAAGUUACAGUCAGGCUUGGUCUGGACCAACUGCUGGCUCAUCAGAGAGCUGAACCUUCCUUUUGGGGGGAUGAAAAGUUCUGGGGUGGGUAGAGAAGGAGCCAAGGAUUCUUACGAAUUCUUCACUGAAGUCAAAACCAUCACCGUUAAACAUUGACCUUGGCCAGUGGAGAGGUUGUUAUGGUUGAUGCCUGGCUGCAGAGAAUCAGUCAUCUAAUGCCGUGAACAGACACGCUGGCACAAACUCCAGCCACCAGAGUCUAGCUUAUCCUCCUCAAUUAGCAUUUUUACUUGCUGGUAUAGAGAUGCUAUAUCUUUUCAGUGAGGCAUUAAAGGAGAGAAGAAAGCACAUAAAGGAAGCCAAGCAAAUAUCAGCCUCCUCUCAGGUUGUGUCGUCAUAGGAUUUUUUCAUCACUUUGAUUCAGUUCUUGGAAAUUCACAGAUUUUUUUUUCAUUUUCAAGUAUAUGGUAAAAAACAAACAAACUAUAAAGCCAAAGAGAAACAAAUCACCACAAUUUCCUGCCUUUGGGGAACUUGUUGAGAUGGUGUCCACAUCCAUUAACCAUUGGCAUGGCUAAUUGGUAACUGACUAAUUGACUGUACCUCAUUACUCAAAGGGGCUGUGAGGGUUGAUAAUGAACGUUAUAUGGGGUUUGUCAGAGAAGGCAUAGAUGGUAGGUCCCACUUUAUAUAUCUGUGUAGGGACAAAGAAAUAUAAAAUAACUACUCCUUUUGGAGGAAACUUAGAAUAAGGAGAGUCUGAUUCAUUCCUACUAGAGACUCUCAUCAAUUCAAAUUCUUAGUGUAUAUAUCUCAGGAGACUUUUAAACUUUAUAAUCCUAAAGGAAGCAAUAAAUGUUAAGCAGUUUUAGUAAGCAAUAUGGCAUAUACCUUCAUGAAUUGUCUCUUAUUCUUAUUUAUCUUUAUCGUCUUAGGAGCAUGAACUUUUUACUAAGUAAUAGUGGUAUUUCUAGUGCUUUUUUCUUGAAUUCCCUGAUCAGAGGAGAGAUCUGGGGUUUACAGAGAUUAAGGAGCAUGUUCAAGGUCACACAAAUGGUGUGGGGCAGAGGAAGGAUUUGAACCCAGGGCUCUCAGAUUCCAUACCCUACAAUCUCUGACCAUUUCACGCUUAGCUUGGCUUGUGUUUCAGAAGCAACAAAGCCCUUAUGGUUCAUGGAACACAUUGUGUGGGGUCUCCCUUCUGUGUCUCUCUCCACUUUGCCCCUCGUCUCACCUGCUCUCUCCUGCCUCCCUCCACUCAGCCAUGCAACCCAAUCUAUACAGCCAGGAACUCCUCUGGUACAGCUCUUUCCACAUGGGAUUGACAUGAUUUGUUUGCAUGUCUCAUUUCCUGGUGGAACAGGACUUGCUGAAGGUCAAGGGAGGUGCUAUCUCUCUCUAAGUCUCGCUUCACAGCAAGGUGUCUGGCACACAGAAGGUGUUCAGAAUGAGUUUCAGGAUGGCAUGAAGUCUCUCUGGGCCUCAAGGGUAUCUGUUGCAUGGUAUUUGGGGGAGUUUGGAUCAAGGGAUGCAGAAUAAUCUCUGUAAUUUUGUGUAGGAUUUGGCAUGUUGGCUUGUUUACAAAUACGGAAAAAUAUAAGUCCCUUCUCUGAGGUCAAAUGAUGGUGUCAGAUCAUACCUGAUUCUUAGUUUCUAUCUCCUCCUCCCCACCCCCGCUUUUCCCUCUUCCCCAGUAAGGUCCCUUGACCUCGAUCAGUUAAGUCUAGGACCAUUUCGGAGUGUCAGCUGGAAGAAAUUCAGCAGCUCCAGUGUCUAAGGGAAUCCGCAUCUUCAUGCUUGUAAUUGGUCUGACCCAAACUCAUCGUUUUUUCUAAGACCUAAGUUCUAUUGUGAUUCCAAAAUCUGGCAGCUGAACCUCUUAGCUCUGGUGCCUGAAUACCCAUCUCCCACCACGCUGAUUUUCUGCCCAGGAGGGUAUUCUCACUAGAAUCUGAAGCUGGUCCUGCUGUUGCCACUUCUUAUCCAGAUUCUGGAUCCUACCUUGUGGAGGGACCUGCUUCCUGCUGGCAGACAUUUUGGAUGCUGUUGCCCUGCAUCUGUGUCUCUUUGGGUCUCUAGAAGCUCCCCCUGGGCUCACAUGCCAGUCUCACGGCUGCAGAUUUGACCAAACGCUGUUCUCCUUCACUGUGCACUAUCCCAUUUCUCAGUUGUUCAAACCAUUGGCUACAAUGUCUUAGCUCCCCAGUUACACUUAUCUUCCUUUUUUACUCCCAACCAAGUGGGUGAGUUUAGUUCCAAGACCUUACCUCUUCCUGGCCACCUCAUACUGUCUCAUGUUUCAGCUAAGGGUGCCAUGUGAGUCUGUACCUCCACACAUAGUCCCACCCCUGUGGUGGCUCUGUGGCUGUGGGGCUCAGAACUGAAAUAAAGAAAAUCAGAAGCCAGGGUCACAAGGUUAUGUCUGUAAAGUAUUAUUUCUAAGUGGGAGGAUGGGCACUUGAGUGUUUACUAGUUCAUAAGUAGGAAAGGGGAGAAGUGGCUGAAGCUCAGGACAGCCUGGAGCAUGCGCAGGAGGAUGCCGAGAGGGGGUGGAGUCGCUUCAGCUUCCAGGCUCAGGCAUCGCAUCCCCAGGCAGACAAGCAGGAGCUGAAGGGACAGGAGCAAAGAGGUCAUGGCGCAGCAAUUCUCAGACUUUGAUGUGUUUCUGAAUCACUCAGAACAAUUGUUAAAAAUGCAGAUUCAGGAGUUCCCUGGUGGCUCAGCAGGUUAAGGAUCUGGCAUUGUCAUUGCUGUGGUGCUGAUUGGAUCCCUGGCCCGGCAACUUCUGCAUUCUGGAAGCAGCCAAAAAAAAAAAAAAAAAAAAAAAAAGAAAGUAGAUUCAGAGUUAGUGGGUCUGGGGUGGGCCCUGACUACACCUUCUAAGUCGAAGGACUUAGAAUUGUGACACUGUGACACCAAAGGCCCAAGUUUCUCCUCCAUGUCCCAGGAGGUCCCAGGGGCAGUUGGCUGCGGCACCUGCCCUUCUCAGAGACAAAGGAAGCGCUCAAACACCGGAGUGGAAGGCCUUUCUGGAGAAGGUCUCCACUGCGGCUGUUGGCACAAAGCCUGAGAUAACAGUCCUUCGUGUGCAACGCACGGGAGGCAGAAGGAAAGGCAGCUUCGCUCCACCUAGGAGUGAAAUCCAUGGAAGAUUUCCCCACUGGAGGUAAAGUCCUCACUUUGAUAGUCAUAACAGUACAAGCUGAACUGCCCGCAUAACCUAAAAAUAGCCUGUCUCGGACCCUUUCACACAUAGAAAUGUAGAGUUAGUCCCCCAUGCAGUGAUGGGUCUUAUGGGGAAACUCUUCUUCCAAAAUGCAAAGAAUAACUUUGCCAACUACCUAUAACAAUCAACAAUAUGCUUUUUUAUUAAAACAUAUUACUGAUCAACCAAAGACCAUCAAAUAUUUGGUAAAAGAGAAAUUUCAAGAUGCGUGAGAGAGUAACUGACUACAGGAGAAACAGAUAAAGGAAAGAAAUAAGGCAAGAAAAUUAGUAUCCUUGGGGAGGUGAGAGAGGCUGGGGGUCCACACAAAAGAAUAGGCUCCUGCGAAAAGAGAGCAAGCAGGGAACAUGAAAGAGGCCACGACAAAUCAAGCAUUAGUUCCACAAAUAUAUUUUAAAAAUCAGUAGAAAUUAAUCAUUGGUGUGAGUGAAAACUAAAUUAGUAAUCUGGAAGAUAAAGUUGAGAAAAUAUCUCAGAAUGUAGAAAAUGACAGAAAAGAAAAUAUCUGAAAGCUGAGAUGGCGGAGAGCUCUAGAAAGCCAUUCCUAUGUAACUAAUCUAAGAUCAGAGAACAAAAGUGAAUAAUCAAAUAAAUUAGAAAAGAUCAUUUCACUGAGCUAGAAAAAGACUUUCAGAUAGAAAAUAGUCUCCAUGUGCCAUGAACCAUUCUGUCGAAAAUUUGAAAUUCCUGGUAUAAAGCUUGCAGAGGGAAUCACCAGAACACCUACCAAAUAAGUAAAUAAACCAAAAAAAAAAAAAAAACCCAAAAGAUUGUCAUCACACUUUGUACAAAUUACACGGGUGCCAGAAGACAGUGGAGCAAAACUUCAAAGUUCUAAGGCCAAAUUAAAUUGAACCUAAAUUUUAUAGCAAGCUAACUGUUAUUCAAGAAUUAAGGCAAAAUAAGGUAUCCAAUGACUCAGAAAAUUUCUCCUAUUUACUCUUCCUGGAAUAACUUGGGAGUGGCGUGCAGGAAAAGGAAAAACUGAAUCCAAUGAACAGAGGAACUGCCUCGGAAAUAAGAUGAAAAAGGGUCUUAAACUGUUAGCUGUAAAUCAGGCCUAGAAAGGAACUGGCCCAAUUUAGAGCACAGUGGACAAUAGGUAGCGAUUGAA